Lathyrus oleraceus (garden pea) is the source of this 1748-nucleotide messenger RNA. RefSeq names its product arogenate dehydratase 3. Gene Ontology annotation, cellular component: chloroplast; cytoplasm. Gene Ontology annotation, molecular function: prephenate dehydratase activity; arogenate dehydratase activity. Gene Ontology annotation, biological process: L-phenylalanine biosynthetic process. NCBI's taxonomy places the organism in Eukaryota, Viridiplantae, Streptophyta, Magnoliopsida, Fabales, Fabaceae. The record is from RefSeq and is a predicted model, not a curated record. Bases 139 to 1404 code for a protein of 421 amino acids. The transcript has a single exon.
AUUCAAAAUCUUAUCACCACUUGCCAACUUCAACUAAUAUAUAAACCCUUUAACCUCUCUCUUUUCUCUCAGCUUGAGGUUCCCUUCUUCAAAGAGAACACCAAGCUUGAACAAACUUCCAAACUCAACAACUCUAAUAUGCAUACCCUUACUCCCUCAUCUUUUAACUCUCUUACCUAUCUGAACCGGGUUCAACCCUCGCAAAACCGGGUUGGUCCAGCUCGCUUAACUGUAAAAUGUGGAUACGGUUUAGAGUUUUCUAAUUUGACGCACGGACACGGUGUCGGCUCAAGCCGAGGUGACUGGCAAAGCUCCUGCGCCAUCUUAGCCAGUAAAGUAAUUUCGCAGCUAAAUGACUCUCCUACAGACGGAAACCACCAUGUCAAUGCCGUCAACGGUCAGUCAAACGCCGUGACGGAUCUUCAACUUGUUCCUAUUGAAAACAAGCCGCUUCCUCCAAAGCCGCUUACCAUCACCGAUCUCUCUCCGGCUCCGAUACACGGUUCACAGCUACGCGUUGCGUACCAAGGUGUUCCCGGCGCGUACUCAGAAGCUGCCGCUGGUAAAGCUUAUCCAAACAGCGAAGCCAUACCGUGCGACCAGUUCGAGGUAGCGUUCCAAUCGGUCGAACUCUGGAUCGCCGAUCGAGCCGUUUUGCCAGUUGAAAACUCUCUCGGUGGUUCAAUUCACCGAAACUACGACCUCCUCCUCCGCCACCGUCUUCACAUCGUCGGAGAAGUUCAACUUCCUGUUCAUCACUGUCUCCUCGCUCUCCCAGGAAUCCGAAAAGAAUACCUAACACACGUGAUUUCGCACCCACAGGCAUUAUCACAGUGCGAAAACACGUUAACAAAACUAGGUCUCAACGUAGCGCGUGAAGCCGUGGAUGAUACCGCCGGAGCCGCGGAGUUUAUAGCUGCAAACAACCUCCGUGACACGGCGGCCAUCGCAAGUGCACGCGCGGCAGAGCUGUACGGAUUAAAUAUAUUAGCUGAUGGAAUCCAAGAUGACCCGAAUAACGUGACCCGAUUCGUUAUGCUGGCCCGAGAACCCAUAAUUCCGCGAACGGAUCGUCCUUUUAAAACGAGCAUAGUGUUCGCUCAUGAUAACGGAACUUCAGUGCUUUUUAAAGUGCUUUCCGCGUUUGCGUUUAGAAAUAUCAGCUUAACUAAGAUCGAAUCGAGGCCUCAUCGUGGCCGUCCGAUUCGCGUCGAAGAUGAUGAAAGUGAAGGAACAGCAAAACACUUUGAAUACAUUUUUUAUAUUGAUUUUGAUGCUUCCAUGGCUGAAGUUAGAGCACAGAAUGCACUUGCUGAGGUUCAAGAAUUUACCUCUUUCUUGAGAGUUUUGGGAAGUUAUCCUAUGGAUAUGACACCGUGGAGCCCUUCUUCUACUUCUCACUGAGAACAUUAGCAAUUUAGAAUUAAUCUAAAACAAAAAUUAAAAUAUGAAAUGUGCUUUAUCAUAAGAAAAAUAAUAUUCCAAAUUGUUUCAAUUAAUCCCUUUUAGAGUUUUUUUUUAGUUUGUUUGCUAAGUUGAAUAUAAAUAAAUGUUUUUUAAUGGGAUUUUCAGACGAAAUAGAUUUGAGAAGAGAGUGAAUGAAUGUACAUGGUACUUGAGUUUAGGGUUGGUGAUUGUAUACUUUCAGUCAAAAAAUGAUGCUGAAGUUAGGUGCUUUGAUUAUUAAUAUUGUGAAUCUGUAUCCCCUAAACAUUCUUAGAUAUAUUUUAUGUUGGGUGUUUAUAUGA